This is a messenger RNA of Hyphopichia burtonii NRRL Y-1933, 1479 nucleotides long. RefSeq lists its product as uncharacterized. Gene Ontology annotation, cellular component: endoplasmic reticulum. Gene Ontology annotation, molecular function: amino acid transmembrane transporter activity. The transcript has a single exon. Lineage: Eukaryota; Fungi; Ascomycota; Pichiomycetes; Serinales; Debaryomycetaceae. Gene Ontology annotation, biological process: amino acid transmembrane transport. The record is from RefSeq and is a predicted model, not a curated record. The coding region runs from base 1 to 1479 and encodes 492 amino acids.
AUGUCGAAUCAGCACUUUGAACAACCGUAUUCAUCGGUUCCGCAAACUGCUGGACGAGUCCAUCUGGAAGAGCAGCUACCGCAGGAGCUGAUUGAGCUCAAUGACAUCAAUUCGCUAGAUUUCGAAAGAACUCUUUUGCAUGAUGACGAACAGGGUGAAGGUAGUAAUAUAGAGCAGGGAGAUUCUAAUAUGAAAAUGGCCUUCAUGAACAUGGCUAACUCGAUUUUGGGAGCUGGUAUAAUAGGCCAGCCAUUCGCUUUCAAGAAUGCCGGUUUGAUAGGCGGGAUAGUAGUUAUGGUAUUUUUAACCAUACUAAUUGACUGGACUUUAAGGUUGAUUAUCAUUAAUUCUCAUUUAGCCCAAACUCGCUCUUAUCAAGAUACGGUGAACUACUGUUUUGGUAAAUAUGGCAAGUGGCUACUCACUUUUGCAGUCAACAGUUUCUGCUACGGAGGGCUUAUUGCAUUUUCAAUUAUUCUUGGUGAUACUAUCCCCCACGUAUUAACUUCCAUGUUACCUACUUCAAUUACUACUUAUCCUGCAAUUAGUUGGUUGUUUUACCGUAACACAAUCAUUGUCAUAUUCACAACGUGUAUCUCAUAUCCUUUGUCAUUAAAUAGAGAUAUUUCCAAACUUGCAAAAGCUUCAGGAUUUGCACUUGUUGGCAUGUUCAUAAUUGUAGUGAUUACUAUAUUUAGAGGACCAUUUGCCGAAAAAGAACUUAAAGCACAAUUAACAACUUUAGAAUGGACGGUCAAUUAUAAUAUUUUUCAAGGAAUUUCCGUGAUUUCAUUCGCUUUGGUUUGUCAUCAUAAUACCAUGUUCAUCUAUCGCUCUAUGAAAAAUGCUAGUAUAGAAAAAUUCAGUAUACUAACUCACAUCGCCUGUGGUGUAUCGAUGAUUUUUUGUCUUUUGAUGGGGGUGAAUGGUCUCGUUAACUUUGGAGAUAAUACAAAGGGAAAUAUUCUUAAUAAUUUCAAAAGUACCGAUAAAUGGGCCAAUGUUGCCAGAUUUUUUUUCGGCUUAAAUAUGUUGACUACUUUUCCUUUGGAACUUUUCGUAGUUAGAGAUGCUUUAAAGGAUAUAGUUUUUUCAAACCAUGAAGAAAAUAAUGGAAGCACCGCUCAUUUAGAAUUAUCUUCAAAGCAGCAUUUUUUGAUUACUACGCUUUUGGUCUUUUCUGCCAUGAGUGUUUCUUUAUUCACUUGUAAUUUGGGCAUGAUUUUAGAGCUUAUUGGAGCCAUAUCUGCUUCCUUGAUGGCCUACAUCAUCCCACCAUUGUGUUAUUUGAAACUAACCUGGAAUCAAAUUGAUUAUAAAAAUUUGAAUACUACUGGUAAAAGAGAUUAUUUAAUUUGGAAGGCUGCUCCUAGCAUUUCGUGUGCUCUAUUCGGUUGUCUAUUGAUGUUCAUAAGUUCUUACAUGAGUAUCCUAACAGGUAUAAAAGGAGAGUCCGAUGGACAUUGCGUCACCGACUAA